Messenger RNA from Bemisia tabaci, 2192 nucleotides. RefSeq lists its product as uncharacterized. NCBI's taxonomy places the organism in Eukaryota, Metazoa, Arthropoda, Insecta, Hemiptera, Aleyrodidae. The record is from RefSeq and is a predicted model, not a curated record.
AGUGAGGUUAUACGAUUGAAUUUUCUGUGUGCAUUGUGUUCAGUGCUACCGUGGUGAUUUAUGAUCUAGUUUUAUAACUAUUUUCUCCCUCGUGGCAUCCCUUAGUUUGCCAAUCUAGUCAUCUGUGAUUUCCGGACUAAACGUGGUUGAAUACCUCAGUUUAAUUCGACUCCGAGCAAUAAAUUCAAAUUACAAUGGCACAACGAAAGCAGCCUGAAAAAUCUGAGGAAUCUUCAGGUUUUGGGUUUGCAGCAAUUCUAGGGGCAGCUGCACUUGGUGGUGCUGUGACGUACGGGCUCACUCAAUUGCUCAGUGAUAACUCUAGUAGCGGAGGCGCCAGAGAAGCAGCCUACCAAAGGGCCAAUGAACCAUGCCAAAGGAGAGCUAGCAGUGAAAGACAAAGAACAUUCCCUAGUGAUUUCAGUUUUGGAACCGAUCAAUCAGGAGGCAGAACAGAUGAUCCUGAUUUGAAAACUGCUUGUGGCAUAUGCUGGAACAAGAGGCCUGAAAUCAUGAUGUUACCAUGCAACCAUGUAAAUCUUUGCAGAGAUUGUUGGGAGCAAUUCCGGGCUUCUCAAAAUGGUAAAAACUGCAUCACAUGCAGAGGAGAGAUUCGAAGAAUUCAGCGUGUUUAUGUGUAAGAUAUACUUCGCUUGUCACUUUUGUUUUUAUCAUUAAGGAUUUUAAAUAAUGUGCAUUGUUUUAAUUUUUCACUGAUAUUGUUAUUCGGGGCCAGUUUAGGCAAUUUUGUACUGUGAUUUCAAAUGUAAUAUAAGUCGUAGGAUCUUACUGUAUUAAUGGACUGAUUUUUUCAACAUGUGAUAUAAAUGUUUACUGAUCAGACCAUUUAGUUUUUCAGGACACUUACUAAAGAAUUCUUAUGUCUUUUCAUUGAAAGAGAGAUUUAAAAGUACAUUUAUCAAUUCUAAUCAUGAAAGUGGGUAAUUACAAAUUAUUGCACUGAUUAUUCUCCAAAUGACUUAAGUGCCACAAACACAAAUUUGAGGGAAACGAGAAAAAUUGUAUCAUUCCAUUUGCUGGCAAUUGUAGCAAAACAAAAUAUGUAUGCUUCCGUAGGCAAUAAUUUAGAAUUAAGGAAUUAGCGUCGUUAAAAAAGAUUUGCAAUGGUAACCCCUUCACUGAAAAAAUAAGAUGUAGCUUUACCUCACUUGUAAAAAAAGCUAUUCUAAAUUGCCCAUCUUCCUUUCAAUGCGGCAGGCUUCAAAUAAUUUUAAUCGUAUUAUAACUUAAAAAUGCAACCUGAGUCUUCUGACUCUCAAAAGCAUUGGUAAUCCAUUGAAAUCUCAUUUUUUUUAAAUUCAGGCGCUCAUCUUUUUGGAAAGAAAACUAUCAAAAUUGCCAGAUUUCUUAGAAUUAACAGCAGAUUAUGAAUCAUUUAAGCUGAAUUAUAUCUUCAUAAUGCAAUGAUGUCAUCCUUACCCGCAUAGGCAUUAAUAAUCCGUUAAAACUUCAUUUUUGAAAUUUUGGCCCUUGUGUCUUUUGGAAAAUGAUCGAUUUAAUUGAAGAAUAGCAAAAUAAAAGUCAAUGUAUGAACAGACUAAAAUAUAUUUAAGUACCGGUCUAAAUUAUGCAGCCAGUUACCAAUCUAGUACUUCAAUUCUUUAGUCAAGUAAAAAAUCACCAUUUUCUUCCUACAGGUUUGCACAUAUUAGUUCAUUCACUAGUUUUUAGCUGCAUCGUUUCCUUUUUGCACAUUUGCAUAUAAUUUCUUAGGUUAGAAAUCAGUAUUAUCUAUCACAUUGGAUAAGAUGAUUUUCCUGGUUAUUAGUUCACUACUUGUGUUACUAUCGAAUAUUUUUACUAAUAUUAUGUUGUAAUGUUGCUCUAUUGACUUAACUGUUGACCUCUUUUAUAAAUGUAUUUUUAAUUCAUAGAUUAGAAUCAAUGCAUUGUAAUUAAUCAAAAAUAUUUUUAUUUUUUUUUUUUAUCUUAAUUACAAAUAAUCCCCAUUUAGUUUACCUGUAAUCAAUAGCAAACCAAUUUUUCUUGUAAUCGCAUCAUUCUUAGUUAUUUCCCUAGUUGUGUGUAAGUUUUUAAUUGGUGCCACUGUGUACUUUUCAGCUAAUCAGAAUGAGAAUAUUUUCAAAUUGUAUGGCUUUCGUAAGACAAUAUGGGUUGUUAACUAAAGUGCUACAUCAGUUAUUUUAAAUAAAUAUCAAUUUAACCUUUCA